AUGGUGAAGAUCAUGAAUUUCCUAGUUUCAGUUAUAGCAUUUGCAACAUUGUUACACAGAACAGGAGCCGAAGACUACACAGUUGGAGAUGAUCUGGGCUGGACUAUACCUCCGGACGGUGCCGACACGUAUGCAGACUGGGCAGACGAGCAUACCCCCUUUGUUGUCAAUGUUGAUACUCUAAUAUUUGAAUUUCCAGUAGGACAACAAGACGUGGCAUCUGUGUGUAAGGAGGAUUUCGACGCAUGCUUUACCACAAAUCCGCUAUGGGUGUCAUCGGCUCCGACCAAAGUUAUAUUUGAUCGAGCAGGCACAUUUUAUUUCGUUGGCACUUACAACGGUCACUGUGCCAAAGGCCAAAAGAUGGCCGUUACAUGGAUCAAUUCCCAGCCAUGA
This is a messenger RNA of Argentina anserina (silverweed cinquefoil), 396 nucleotides long. RefSeq names its product early nodulin-like protein 1. The record is from RefSeq and is a predicted model, not a curated record. Lineage: Eukaryota; Viridiplantae; Streptophyta; Magnoliopsida; Rosales; Rosaceae. Gene Ontology annotation, molecular function: electron transfer activity. The transcript is spliced from 2 exons. Gene Ontology annotation, cellular component: plasma membrane. Bases 1 to 396 code for a protein of 131 amino acids.